Abrus precatorius (Indian licorice) is the source of this 4769-nucleotide messenger RNA. Its product is annotated as histone-lysine N-methyltransferase ATX2-like. Gene Ontology annotation, biological process: regulation of transcription by RNA polymerase II. The transcript has 25 exons. Gene Ontology annotation, molecular function: protein binding. Bases 61 to 3318 code for a protein of 1085 amino acids. Gene Ontology annotation, cellular component: nucleus; chromatin. NCBI's taxonomy places the organism in Eukaryota, Viridiplantae, Streptophyta, Magnoliopsida, Fabales, Fabaceae. The record is from RefSeq and is a predicted model, not a curated record.
CUGCGCUUUCUCUUUCUCUCAAAAACCCUAACAUUCUCCAAUUUCGCUAUUCUCUCGCCAAUGGAAGCAGCAUUCCCAGAAGCUGGCGGCGGAGAAGAGGACACCAACAUCGACGUGCACACCACGCGCGGCACUCCCAUUCGCUACCUUCCACUCGAUCACCUUUACUCCGCCACGUCACCCUGCCGCGUCACCGCCAGUGGCUCCUCCAAUGUCAUGUCGAAGAAGGUCAAGGCUCGCAAGCUCACUCUCAACCAUUUCAACCACACCGAAAACGCGCAGCCUCUCGAUCAUCAGAGCAACAAGAAAACCACGCCGUCGCUGUCGCUUCCCAAGCCACCUCUCAUUUAUGUCUACUCUCGCCGGCGCAAGAGGCGUUUCUCUCCCACGGUGUCGUUUUGCGAUUCGCCCGCGGGUCGGGUUGAGUCCGUGAACAAGGAAUCUGAUGGCGAGAGGAGGUUGCUGAAGAAGAGGAAAACUGGGACCACUGAGUUGGAGAAGUUGGGCGUUGAUUUGAAUACUGCGAUUGGGAGCGUCGAUGGGCCUCGAUUGAGGGAAUGUCGCGGCCAAUUGGGGAAUUCUGUGGUUGCUGGGAACGUUAAGUGUGGUUCCUUGGAGAAGUUACCCAAGUUGCUGCCUGAAUCUCGUUCCGUGAAGAGAUGGUUGGGGUUGAGUUUUGAUAAUGCUGAUCCGGAGGCAUUUGUCGGAUUGCGAUGCAAGGUUUAUUGGCCCAUAGAUUUAAGAUCAUACACUGGCUAUGUCAAAGGUUACGAUAAGGAAACUAAGACUCAUCACGUCAAGUAUGACGACGGCGACGAGGAAAAUUUAACUCUUUCAGAUGAAAAUGUAAAAUUCCAUGUUUCCCGUGAUGAGACAAAACGUUUAAAAUUGAAUUAUGCCAAAGUUCGUGACAGUAAUGUCUCUGAUUAUGACAUUGAAGAGAUGCUUGCAUUGGCUGCAAGUUUGGAUGAUUGUCAAGACUUUGAGCCAGGGGAUAUCAUAUGGGCCAAGCUAACUGGUCAUGCAAUGUGGCCAGCUGUUGUUCUGGAUGAAUUGCUUGCUAGCAACUGUAAGGGUUUAAAAACAUAUAUAGGAGGAAGAUCAGUUCCUGUCCAAUUUUUUGGCACCCAUGACUUUGCAAGGGUUAGACUGCAACAGGUGAAAUCAUUUCUCAGUGGACUUCUUACUGAUCUACACUCAAAAUGCAAGAAACAUAGUUUUAUUGAGGGUUUAGAAGAGGCUAAAAGGUACUUAAGUGAACAGAAGCUUCCUUUAGAGAUGCUAGAGUUGCAGAAAAGAUGUACAGCUGAUGACUGUAACAAUGUAAGUGGAGAGGUUGAAGGAUGUACAGAUUCAGGUGAUGAUUGUUUGAAUGACAAGGGGAUAUGGCCAGCACAGGAGAACACUGAAACUUUUCCCUAUGAAGUAGGAGACAUGCAAAUUCUAAAUCUUGGAAAAAUAGUUGAAGAUUCUGCAUCUUUUGGAGAUGGAAGAUUCAUCUGGCCUGAAGGGUACACAGCAGUGAGGAAGUUCACUUCAGUUUCCGACCCUAAAGUAUCUGUCCCUUACAAGAUGGAGGUGUUGAGAGAUCCAGAAUCCAAACUCCGACCACUUUUUAGAGUGACAGUUGAUGGUAGUGAGCAGUUCAAUGGUUAUACACCAUCUGCUUGCUGGAAUCAGGUAUACAAAAGGAUAAAGAAAGUGGAAAAGGAUGCUUCUGAAGGUACUGUUGCUGAAAGUGGAGUAGAAAAGGGUUAUGAAUCUGGGUCAGAUAUGUUCGGUUUCUCCAAUCCUGAAGUGGCUAAACUUAUACAGGGAUUGUCUAAAUCAAAAAUUUCUUCGAAGAACUUAGGUUCCAGAAGAUAUAAUGACCUGCCUCUUGGUUAUAGACAGGUUCAUAUUAACUGGUUUGACCUUGAUAAGUGCAAUGUGUGCCACAUGGAUGAGGAGUACGAGAACAAUCUGUUUCUGCAGUGUGACAAAUGCAGAAUGAUGGUUCAUGCUAGAUGCUAUGGAGAACUGGAACCUGUUAAUGGAGUGCUAUGGUUAUGCAACUUAUGUCGAUCGGGUGCUCCUCCCCCACCUUGCUGCUUAUGUCCACUCAUAGGUGGUGCAAUGAAGCCUACAACUGAUGGCCGGUGGGCUCAUUUGGCUUGUGCCAUGUGGAUACCUGAAACAUGCUUAGCUGAUGUCAAGAAAAUGGAGCCUAUUGAUGGUUUGAGUAGAAUUAGUAAGGACCGCUGGAAGUUGUUAUGCAGCAUAUGCGGUGUUUCUUAUGGUGCCUGCAUCCAAUGUUCAAAUAGUUCUUGUCGAGUGGCAUAUCAUCCACUUUGUGCACGUGCAGCUGGUCUCUGUGUUGAGCUUGAGAACGAGGACAGGUUAUAUCUACUUUCUGUUGAUGAUGACGAAGACCAGUGCAUUCGCUUACUUUCUUUCUGCAAGAAACAUAGGCAGCCAUCUAAUGAUCAUUCUGUUGCUGAUGAACGUAUUGUUCGAGUUGCUGGUCAGUGUUCAGACUAUGAACCACCACCCAAUCCAUCUGGUUGUGCUCGAAGUGAGCCAUAUGAUUACUUUGGCAGGAGAGGCCGAAAAGAACCUGAAGCACUUGCAGCUGCAUCGUUGAAACGUUUGUUUGUGGAGAAUCAACCUUACUUAGUAGGUGGAUACUGCCAACAUGGAUCGUUAAACAACCCAGAGCCUUCUGGCAGAGGAGUCUGCUCAAAAUUCUUUUGUAGAAGGCUGAAAACCUCUCUGACUGACAAUUCAAACAGCAUACUUUCUACUGCUGAAAAAUACAAGUACAUGCGGGAAACAUUUCGGAAACAGCUGGCAUUUGGGAAAUCAAGAAUUCAUGGAUUUGGCAUCUUUGCAAAGCAUCCAUAUAAAGGUGGAGACAUGGUGAUUGAAUACACUGGUGAACUUGUUAGACCUCCUAUAGCUGACCGGAGAGAGCACUUCAUAUACAAUUCAUUGGUGGGUGCUGGAACCUAUAUGUUUCGGAUUGAUGAUGAAAGAGUCAUUGAUGCUACCAGAGCGGGAAGCAUUGCUCAUUUAAUUAAUCAUUCUUGUGCACCGAAUUGCUAUUCAAGAGUUAUAAGUGUUAAUGGCGAUGAGCAUAUUAUAAUAUUUGCUAAGAGGGACAUCAAACAGUGGGAAGAGCUUACAUAUGAUUAUAGAUUUUUUUCAAUUGAUGAACGGCUUGCUUGUUACUGCGGCUUCCCAAAGUGCCGGGGUAUAGUAAAUGAUACUGAGGCAGAAGAACGGGCUGCUACCCUGUAUGCACCACGAAGUGAAUUGAUAGAUUGGAAAGGAGAAUAAGUUUAACAAUUAUGGCAUCUUCCACCUGACCAAAUAACGCAUCUGUUGGUUCACCAAAAGCCGCCUCUUAUUGCUGCAGCAUUAGUAUCAGUGGCUUUUUUACAGCAUUAACGUAGCAUGGCAGUGGAACAGUUUGAAAGAUUUAAACAAUGGGAGGAGUGUCACAUGUGACUUCUGUAAAAAAAACUACUAGCGAAGGAAUCACUAGAACAAAAAGACAAAAUGGGAAUUAGGGGAGAUGUCAAUGCUGUAAGAAAACUCCACUAAGUUAAGAUGUUAAAGGAAGCCUUCGAGAAAAAAAAAAUGGGAGAAAAGGAUUCAUAGUUGAAUGAGUUGCAAGAAGAUUAAAACGAAGAAGAGGGGCAGGGAAUUACGAGUAUUCAACGUGGAAAAAGGCCAGUAACAUUAUCAAAUUAGGCCUUUUGCCUGCUGCCAUGAAAACUGAAAAUGUAAAGGCCUCAUGGAUUUACUUCUUUCUAAAAAUAAAAAAAUAACUAAGAAAUUGAUCUUGAUGCUGAAGUGAUGGAAGGACUUCGUCAAUGCAUUGAAUGACUUAGUGAAAAUGAAGAAGUUGCGGAUAUGAUUUCUAAUAAAUUGUCAAUAUAUAAGAGUGUUGGAGGUUUCAUUUGGUUGAAAGCAGAAAUAAGGCAAAGGACCACGACAAUUUCUGGUAAGUGGAAGUGUAAUUUUUCUUUUUGACAUAAAUUUAUUUACAUAAAAUUGCAUAACAAGCUGAUACAUUAUAUUAUAGUAUUGAGCUCGACUCAUGGUUCAUUGGGAUGCCGGCAUUAUUGGAGUACUUUUCAACAUGUAGGUUAAUAUUAAAUAAUUUAAAUUUAUAGAAUUAAGUUGCAAGACUUGAUUUACGUUACCCAGUACUAAAAGAACACUAUGACAGUUGUCAUGUUAUUGAUCCCAUUCUUUUAGAUGAUAUUUAUGAUAUUAACGAGUGGCUAGUGGAAAAAAUGGGUAGAGAUGGUGAAUAUGCUGAAAAUGAUUUGAUUUUUAGUUCUGAUAGCUUAACUUGGGAGCUAUUGCUAAUAUAAUCGAGGCUAAAAAAUCUCUAACCUUCACUAAGCAACAAACAAGAAUGAGAGAAGUUUCAUCAAAGUCUUCAACCUCUAGAGAAAGUAGAAAAAGAAAGGAAGUCAUUUAAGAAGAUUAUGAAGUCACAGAAAUUGAUGAAGGAGCUUAAGAUGAUAAAGAAGAAGAAAUCUAUCACUGUAAUGGUGAAAGUGAUAAAAAUAAAAACUUGAAGAGGAUGAUCGACGAUUCCUAUGAAGAAAUUUUUUUUUAGAUCUUCUAUGUUUUGUUACUUUUAAGCUUAAAGUUUAUUUCCUUGACUUUUGUUGCUAUAAACGUGUAUGUUUUGUUUAAGAUUUAUGAUUUUUUUUUUGUAAUUAUGAAUAUACAUGAAUUCAGAGUUCUAAUAUUUAUUUUCUAAAUUUUGG